Molecule: messenger RNA, 600 nt
Organism: Ogataea parapolymorpha DL-1
Lineage: Eukaryota; Fungi; Ascomycota; Pichiomycetes; Pichiales; Pichiaceae
Product: putative peptidyl-tRNA hydrolase
Exons: 1
Coding region: 1-600 (199 amino acids)
Cellular component (GO): mitochondrion; cytosol
Molecular function (GO): peptidyl-tRNA hydrolase activity
Source: RefSeq, a predicted model, not a curated record
AUGCCACAUCUCUUCCAGUAUCUGACCAUUGCGACGAUCUCGCUCGUGACAGGAUGCUGCAUAGGAGCACUGAUUGCUCCUGUUUAUGGGCCGUCGCCUGUGUCAUCGCCUUUCCAGAGUUUACUUAGCACCGCUGGCAGUUCAGAGACCCCGUCUUCAGCAGAGGGCCUGAGCGACGACGAGGACCAGGACGGCGUAGCCAUUGACUCGCGGCCGCUGAACGAGAUUCCCGGUGAAUGUCGCAUGGCCCUGGUGAUUCGGGCUGAUCUGGGCAUGCAGAAGGGCAAGAUUGCUGCCCAGUGCGCGCAUGCUGCCGUUGCCUGCUACCGGCUGAUGUCCGAGCCGGGCUCGGAGGCACAGAACCUGCCGCUUCUACAGCGUUGGAACAACCGCGGUCAGGCCAAAAUCACGCUCAAAUGUUCCGGCAUGGACGAGAUGGACACUCUUUUCGCCAAGGCCAUGAGUCUGAACGUGAAUGCGUACAUUGUUCACGACGCCGGCCGGACGCAAGUCGAGGCCGGCUCAGCAACUGUGCUGGGGCUAGGACCGGCACCGAAACCCGUGCUAGACCUCAUCACAGGGGACCUAAAACUAUAUUAG